AUGGAUCUCGACGAAUUCUCCGACGACGGCUUCGACGAUCUAACCGACAAUGUGCUGCAGGAGCUCGAGAACAGGGCGCUGCAGUCCACCCAGGCUCAGCCUGCCCGGCAUGCCGUGACGCAGCAGUUCGACUAUGCCUGGGAGCAGGAGGACGACGACCUGGACACGACCGAGGUCAUCAACGAUGGCGGAGUCGCGGUUGGGCGGCCGAUUGUCGACAAGACAUUGCGACAGCAGCAGCACCAUCAUCAACAGCAGCAGCAGCAGCAGAAACAGCCGCAGCGAGGGCGUCCUCCCAUGCCUCCAGUGCCAAACCCGCGAUGGAACCCCGCCAUUGAUGCUGCCUCCAUUGCGGAGCGUCCUCACAUGGCCAACGCCCGGCCGUUGAACCAGCCAUUUAUGAGCUCACAGCGGUUUCCGGAUUCUUCGCAGAGCGUUGCCCGACCUCAGACAGCACAGCAUGCUGCUUUACCGUUGCCUUCUCAAGGGCAAUCCGGAGCCAUGAUGACGGCACUGCAGAAGAGAAUCCGAGCACUGGAGGCGGAGCUCAAUGCUGCUCGCGGCGAAGCCUCCAUCCUGCGCUCCAAUUCGACAAAGGCGCAACAAAGCUACGACGAACAGAUCGCGCGCCUCCGGAAGCUGAAUGCCGAGCAACUGCAGAAACAGGAACGGGCCAUGGAAGCGGCUCUGGCGGCUGAGAGGAACGCCAAUGUUGAGCUUCAGUUCCUGCAGCGUGAUAUGAGGGAGGCUAAUGACCGAGCUCGUAAAAAAGACGGCGCCGCCGCUGGCCUAGCAACGCCAAAGAAGGCCUCCAAAACGUUUGGCUUUGCCGAUGGCUUCGACGACAUGGAUAUCGCUGCAAGCCCAAGCAAGGGCCAGGGCAGAAACAAGUCUGCCGGCUCUGUGGCUGCCAAUAUCGGAGAGAGGACCCCGAGCAAGGGGAAGCGAAAGCGCCCCGUGUCCGAGUCGCCCAUGAAGGCUCUUGAUAUACACACGGGCGAUGUCGAAAUGUUGGACACAAAGCCCAUCUCUCAGCCGGUGUUGCAGCAACCCGUCAUAGUAGCCGCUCCCAUCGCGCCCUUUGAUUUUCUGCAACUAGUCCUCGACCACGGCUUCGCCCAGGGACAACCUCCGACCUUUGACAUCCUCUCACGCAUCUCCUUUCCCUCCGACCCGGCAGUCUCCUUUUCCACCCUCAUUUUCGAGAGACUACCCCUAAUGGGCAACCCCUACCAGCCAAUGCAGCUUCUCGUUGAUUUUGCAGAGCAAAUCAUCAUACUCUGGACCCGAUGCUUUGAAGAGCGGUUCUGGGAACCUAUCAAAUACCUCGUGGCGCUCAUCUCCUUCACCUUUCAGCUAAACACCUCGUCUGUUGCCCCCCUCAUCAUCCCCCGGCUUGUGCCCGUCGCACAAACAACAAUAUUCACCGUUGCGGAAGGCCUCUCGCGGAUCUCUGAUGCGACGGCGACCAACAACGACGACCAGGCCCUCCUAGAACAGCACAUCGACACGACUCAUAUGCUCUCUUUACUCCAUACUGCGUCUUUGGCCUGCGCAACGGUACCCACCGAGGUGGAAGAUGGCGCUAGAUACACUUCUCCUGCAUUUUGGAAACUCAUCUCUCUUGACUUCACUCUGCUUCUUUUGAUGCCGAAGCAGAAGAUUGCCGAUAUUAUUGGAAUGCUCGAUCUGCUGGCGACAUCAUCGCUGCCUGAUUCUAUUGGCCCAAUCUCUGAUGAGAAAGACGCGGAGUCGGUAGCAAGGGCCGUCAUUGAGCGGGUAUCUGCCAAGCUCACGGAGCAUCCUCGUGCCACAACUACGCCCGCACAGAAACGAAGCGUACGACUUGCUGCUCUUCGAACGCUGGUGACUUUUGCGAGACAUGAGUUUGGCGCCAAGCAGCUGGCAUCCCACGAUAACGCCAUCCCACGCCUGGUAGCCUGUUUGAGUACAUCCAUCGACGAGCUGUAUGACCAACCAAUCCCUCCCAGCAUUCUUCCUCCUCUUCCGGAUGUCAUGGCAUCGUCAUCGCUCAAGUUUGUCGAGUCUACGACAUCUGCAGAGCUAUACCGCAUCAUCUCCCAAUGCGUGACCCUCAUCCAUACACUGGCCACGGAUCCGUCUACGGCCAACUUGGCCGACAUUACUCGAAAACUAUCCCUUUCACAUGGAGGAAGUCAGCGCUACCUCAUUGCACUUGGACGGUUGACCUUUGCCGAGGAAGACCUUGUCAUGGAGGCGGGGAUUGAGGGUGAAGUUGUUGAAGCAGCGCACGAGCUUUUGGAAAUGGCUGUGACGCCAGACGAGGGAGAGAUUGUCAGUGAAGCUUUUGGUGCGUAA
Messenger RNA from Trichoderma citrinoviride, 2340 nucleotides. RefSeq lists its product as hypothetical. Lineage: Eukaryota; Fungi; Ascomycota; Sordariomycetes; Hypocreales; Hypocreaceae. The transcript has 2 exons. The record is from RefSeq and is a predicted model, not a curated record. Bases 1 to 2340 code for a protein of 779 amino acids.